Messenger RNA from Lactuca virosa, 1070 nucleotides. The record is from the annotation of a GenBank genome assembly. NCBI's taxonomy places the organism in Eukaryota, Viridiplantae, Streptophyta, Magnoliopsida, Asterales, Asteraceae.
AUUAACACACACACACACACAGAAAUCAAAUGGAAAGAAGGGAAGAUGGCGUUCAUUUGGGAACCCACAGAUUCAGGGACAGACGCCCACUCGGCACGGCGGCUCGAAUUUAUGACAAAGAUUACAAAGAGCCGGAGGCCGUUCCGUUCUUCGAGGCGGCGGAGCUCUGCUGCUGGUCAUUCUACAGAGCUGCCAUAGCCGAAUUCGUUGCCACUUUUCUAUUUCUAUACAUCUCCCUCAUGACAGUCAUCCAAGUCUCCAAAUCCCAAAACAAAUGCUCCUCCGUCGGCGUCCAAGGAAUCGCCUGGGCCUUCGGUGGCAUGAUUUUCGCUCUUGUCUAUUGCACCUCCGGCAUCUCAGGAGGUCAUAUUAAUCCGUCGGUGACAUUUGGGUUGUUUCUGGGUAGAAAACUGUCGUUUCCGAGGGCGUUGUUGUACAUGGUGAUGCAAUGCGCCGGUGCAAUUUGUGGCGCCGGAGUUGUAAAGGGGUUUGAAGGAGAGAAAGUAUUUGAGCUACACGGCGGUGGCGCCAACGUGGUUUCUGAAGGAUACGGCAAAAUCGACGGCCUUGGGGCGGAAAUCGUCGGAACAUUCAUCCUUGUGUACACCGUCUUCUCCGCCACCGACGCCAAGUUCAGUGCUCGCGAUUCCCGCGUCCCUAUUUUGGCGCCGUUGCCAAUUGGGUUUGCGGUGUUUUUGGUUCAUUUGGCCACCAUUCCGAUCACCGGCACUGGGAUUAAUCCGGCGAGGAGUCUGGGAGCUGCCCUCAUCUAUAACAAGGAGCAAGCAUGGAAUGAACAUUGGAUAUUCUGGGCGGGACCAAUGUCGGGGGCAACAUUAGCGGCAGCCUACCACCAACUAAUCAUCAGAGCGUUUCCUUUCAAAGGAAGACCAUCUUUGCCCCAGUAACUUUCACUUUUAGUCUAAAAUACCCCCUUACCAAAAUAAAGUUAAUGGUUUGAUCCAUUCAUGAACAAAUGUAUCCAUUCAGGUGUUUGAAAAGGCGUCCAUUCCCUAAAGGGUUAAGGGUUUAAGUCCCUUUAUGGACAAAUUGUGUAGUUAGAAGUAUAA